UCAAAAGCACAAAAGGCGUCUCCAGGCAUUCACAUCAUCACGUUUUUCGCAAAGAUUGAUUCAAACAAAAGCUCCUCGUAGAUCAUGGCGUUCCAGCUCAAAUUCUCUCAUAGUAUAGCUUGUAGGAGCUUCGCCCGAGGUUUUGUGGAGGUGGAUCCGGGAGCGACGCGAUGGCGCUAGAGGUCUGACGCAGGUCUAAGGGGGUUUACAGGGUUUUAGCAGCGAUGGAGUGGACGGCGAGGCAGUAUCUGGAGGUCCAGGGAGCCGAGGGCGAUGGGGCUCGGCCACAGUGUGGAGCAUUUCAUCACUCUCAGGCGCUCUUCGCGGCUGCGGUCGGGCAACACAUCACUGAGUUUGAUGCUCUCACGGGCUGUAAGCUCUCAAUAUUGGAGCUUUGGCAUAUAGUACUGCUGGCGGGCAUGUAAUUGUCACAGUUCUAGGGGUAUGAUACAGCUCUCGGCAUAGACCUUUUUCCUCCCAGGAUCAUUAAGUCGUGGGAUCGAUACCGAGCACACGACCAAGAAAACAGACAGGAUCUCAGAAGAGAUGGAGAUACACAUUGCUCUGACACCACUUCGACCGUGGCUGUUGUUUGGAACGUAUCGGCGUUCAAGUGUAAAUGUUGUGGGGACAAUAGAAGGUGCCAAACCAGCGACCAUUAUUAAGACGGAUCUGGAAAAGCCAGUCACUGGCCUUGCUUGCCAUCCAAGAAGUCCUCUUCUGUUCGUUGCGUCUGCCGAAAGGCUUAUUCGGGCAUAUCACAUACAGUCUCUCUCCGUGCAGUAUAUUUUGCAGAUUGAUAUGUCAAUGAAACUAGUUGGAGCAGGAGCGAUUGCGUUUCAUCCGACAUUAGAAUGGGGUUUUUGUUGGCAACAGAAGCGGCACACUAAUAGCAUGGGACGUCUAAGUCCCAACACAACCAGUAUGAUUGGGAUCACUCAAGCGGGUUCAAAUCCAAUUUCAGCUCUUGCCUGGCAUUCUAUGUUGCGGUUACUUGUGACUCUUUCAAAGGAUGACAUGGUGCAGGUGUGGAGGACGAGGGUCAUUCUAAGUUCGAAUAAGCAUCCCAUGCGUGCGAACAUCUUUCAGUCUGCAGGCAUUCAAAGUUUGUAUGUUGCUAUGGUUCUGGCUCAAUGUAGCGGUGACACUAUAUAUCCUUUCUCGAAGUUCACUGAUUUUCUCUUACAUCUGAUGCUGAAUAUGGCAACAGUAUAUAAUGGAUUCCUUACGUCAAGCUAAACCUUGUCCUUAUAGAGCAACAGUAGGAAAGAGAAGCGAGAAGAAGGGCAUCAGCUGUGUCGAGAGAAGCUAUUCUCUGUGCUACAAACUGUGAGGGGCUCUCAAGGUUGGUUUUAGCAUUUGUAAGCAUGACCUUGAGCUAAGAUUUAAGAUCUGUUUUUGAAGGAAAAACGUGCACUUUUGGGCUCGGCUGGCAUUCUUCCCGAUUAUCAGCUGCAGAUGCAAUUGAUCAGAUACAGUAAUCACGUCCUCAACAGCAUGACAAUGUCCGACUUUGUGCUGCAGAUCGCAUUGUCGGACAGUUACUUGAAUUGUAAAAAUGUGGCUACCCCGAGUAGCCUUGGAACAGAACCAAAUGAUAAUUGAAUA
Selaginella moellendorffii is the source of this 1608-nucleotide messenger RNA. RefSeq lists its product as uncharacterized. Gene Ontology annotation, molecular function: protein binding. Lineage: Eukaryota; Viridiplantae; Streptophyta; Lycopodiopsida; Selaginellales; Selaginellaceae. The transcript has 7 exons. Bases 547 to 1239 code for a protein of 230 amino acids. The record is from RefSeq and is a predicted model, not a curated record.